UUCUAGCAGUUGAAAGAAACUCUUGCAAUAUCAACGGAAAAAGAACAACGCAAUUUAAUCAAUACCAUAGAACAAUACACCUUAACAACCCACAAAGACUGGGUCGAGCAUUUUAAAUCCUUGAAUCGGAGUACGAAGCAGUCACGUGGGUGGAUGUGAAACGAAGCUUCGGGAUAGAAUGAAUCAUGCAUCGAUAGAAAGCUUCACUAGGAGUCGUUUGAUUUUUUUUGAUAGUCGCAUCGGAGCUUUGGUGUCACGGCUAACAUCACUUGUUUUGGGCUUUAUGGAAAGAAUGUCGUACUUAUUUUUAUAAGAUUAAGUUAAAUUACCAGACGAGAGAACUAUAGAAAGCAUACACUGCGAUAUAUGUGUAGUAGAGUAACGUACUGCGCAACAACAGGAGACAAAACGAAAGUGAAAGCAGUUGAGGUAAAAACGCGGCGCAACUUCACAUUUUAACGUAAUGUAAAGUUAUCGUAUUUGUGUACAUUGGAACACGACAAGAAUGUUCAGGACUGAACAAUACUAAAGCAUUUUACAUUGUAAGUACAUUUAUUCAAGGCCAGCAGCGGACACGGAAGCAAAAUGGAUCGAAAACAGGAGAAUAAAGAAUUAGGAUUUAGAUAACUGUUAAUAGUAGAUAUGGACACACAAGACUCAGAGGAGGAUGAUGGGAAGAUGGAGUGUGAACAGAUUCUACAAGAUGAAGCGACAUCUCCAGACUCCCCCUCCACACCACUACAAAGUGAUCAGACAGUAGUACUGAAACAGUUUAGGGACAAAGCUCCACGUGAAAGAAGAAAUAAAAGGCUGAGACGAGAUGAAGCAACAUCUCCAGCCCCUUCCUGCACAUCUCUACAAAGUGAUCAGUCAAUGGAUCGACCGGUAAAGUUCAAAGAAACAACUCAAAAUAUAAGGCUGAGACCAGAUAAAGCAACAUCUCCUGCUCCUUCCUGUACAUCUCUACAAAGUGAUCAGUCAAUGGAUCGACCAGUACAGUUCAAAGAAAGAACUCCAGAUAUAAGUGUUAUAAGGAAGAAUGUUAAGGAGCCAUUUCGUAGACCUGAUAGUUCAUGGCGAAAGGAGGCUCCAUCUCCAGAUAUCAGCACACUUUCAGCAACACUGCUGACAGAGGAUCAUUACAGAUGUUCAGUGUGUACAGAGGUCUUCAAGAAUCCAGUUUCUAUUCCCUGUGGACACAGUUACUGCAAACACUGCAUUGAGAUCUACUGGAGCAAACCAACUCAAGCUGAAUGUUACGCUUGUCCUCAGUGCAGAAAGAGGUUCAGAGAUCGGCCUGUGUUAAAUGUUAAUGUUGCUUUAGCUAAAGUGAUAGAUGAACUACAGCAGGCUGGGUUUAGUCCUGCUCUUCCUGCUCACUGCUAUGCUGGACCUGAAGAUGUGUCCUGUGAUAUCUGUACUGAUAUGAAGCUCAAAGCUGUUAAAUCCUGUUUGACCUGCUGUGUGUCUUACUGUGAGACUCACGUCAGACAACACUACACUGUACCAGCACUACAGAGACACAACCUGGUGGAGCCUUGCAGUCUAUCAUGGGACAAUGAGACCACUGGAACAUCCAUUGCAGUGAAAAGAUUUCAAGAAGAUAACAAAGUGUUUGCAGCAACAGUGACAAAACUUAAAUCGAUCUUGAAAGAAAAGGACGCACAGGCAAAACGUUUGUGUAAAGGGUUUGAAGUUCAUUGUAAAGAUUUCCCCUCAGACAUUAUUGAAGUGUCUGCUCUUAGUCACCCCUUGUGCCUUGGAAUGUUGUAUGGUCCUGAAAAUGACUAUUACAGUCAAAGUAAGACUUGAACUUUUCCUGAAUUUUGUUUAUUAAUAGGGCAGUA
This is a messenger RNA of Misgurnus anguillicaudatus (oriental weatherfish), 1847 nucleotides long. The record is from RefSeq and is a predicted model, not a curated record. Lineage: Eukaryota; Metazoa; Chordata; Actinopteri; Cypriniformes; Cobitidae.